This is a messenger RNA of Pseudopipra pipra, 3429 nucleotides long. It is a transcript of the gene GULP1, whose product is annotated as GULP PTB domain containing engulfment adaptor 1. The record is from RefSeq and is a predicted model, not a curated record. The transcript is spliced from 14 exons. NCBI's taxonomy places the organism in Eukaryota, Metazoa, Chordata, Aves, Passeriformes, Pipridae. The coding region runs from base 262 to 1437 and encodes 391 amino acids.
UCCUCGCUGACGUCAGGAAACUUUCUCCGCGGCUGGGGUCGGAGCGGGCGCCGGGAGCCGGCACGGCGGCGGGACGGGCUCCAUCCAUCCCUGCAUCCAUCCCUGCAUCCAUCCAUCCAUCCAUCCCGCGGCAGGAGAAAGUCUGUAAACAGUUCAUAUCCUUUUGCCACCUGAAUGCUUCUGUUGUCACUUCAGGGCACGUUAAAGUGGGGAGGGAAAAACCAAACCCAGAAGCAUCAUUGACUGGAUAGAUUUUUCAACAUGAAUCGUGCUUUUAGCAGAAAGAAAGACAAGACAUGGAUGCACACUCCUGAAGCCUUAUCAAAGCAUUAUAUUCCCUAUAAUGCAAAGUUCCUUGGCAGUACAGAAGUGGAGCAGCCCAAAGGCACCGAAGUUGUAAGAGACGCUGUUAGAAAAUUAAAGUUUGCAAGGCAUAUCAAGAAAUCUGAAGGCCAAAAGACGCCCAAAGUUGAAUUACAAAUCUCAAUCUAUGGUGUAAAAAUCCUAGAUCCUAAAACAAAGGAGGUCCAGCACAACUGCCAGCUCCAUAGGAUAUCGUUUUGUGCUGAUGAUAAAACCGACAAGAGAAUAUUUACUUUCAUAUGCAAAGACUCGGAAUCCAAUAAGCACCUGUGCUAUGUAUUUGACAGUGAGAAGUGUGCGGAGGAGAUAACUUUAACAAUUGGUCAAGCAUUUGACUUAGCUUACAGGAAAUUUCUGGAAUCCGGAGGAAAAGACGUUGAAACGAGGAAACAAAUUGCAGGUUUACAGAAAAGGAUUCAAGAAUUAGAAACGGAAAACGCAGAACUGAAAAAUAAAGUUCAAGAUUUGGAAAACCAGUUAAGAAUAACACAAGUACAUGCAUCUCCACUGCUGCACAUAAAGUGUGAUAAUGAUGAACAUAUGUUUCAAAGACCCUCUACUUUUUUCUGGUGUAACAAUGAGGAUUCACCUCCUUGUUUAGAUAUCUCUUCCAUUACGCUUACUCCUAGGAGUUCUCCUGACUCUAGACUACCACCUGGAUUGUUAAUCCCACCACCUUCAAAAACUGGUCUUCCAAAACCAACCAGUGAAUACAGCUGCCCAAGACCUCGUGCAGGCAGUAUGACACCUAAAUCACCCUCCACUGACAUCUUUGAUAUGGUUCCCUUUUCUCCCAUAUCCCCUCAGUCAUCAACACCUACUCGCAAUGGUACACAGCCUCCUCCAGUACCCAGUCGAUCUACAGAGAUCAAGAGAGACCUUUUUGGAGCAGAACCUUUUGACCCUUUUAGCUGUGGAGCAGGAGAUUUCCCUCCAGACAUUCAGUCCAAACUAGAUGAGAUGCAGCGUCAGCGAUGGUUGGUAUAUCAUAUUUUAAUAAUGGAGGGGUUCAAAAUGGGAUUAACCCUUGAAGGCACAGUAUUUUGUCUUGACCCACUAGACAGCAGAUGCUGAUGCCAAGAGAGUAAAUGUGAAAUUCCUACACAGUGGGUGUUUUUUAUUCCUGAACAUGUACUCACAGAUGCUACCCCAACGUGCCAAAAAUUGCUUUUUUUCAACAUUUAAGCUCUUGUGAGGCUUGCUUCUGUAAAAAUCCAACUUUGUCCCAGUCUUUCCCUGUACAAAUGUAAAAAGUUGUAUUUGUUUAUGAAUUAUGAAUUAAAUUACGCUGUCGUCUUUCUUUCUCUUGCACUUUGGCCCGAGUUUACUACACUUUGUGACCAUUAGCUUGGGAAAGUUCUUCAGAAGGGUCACACAUACCUCUCUCUGUUUGCAAAUGUGCAGGCAUGAUUUUUCACAUAAUACUUUACCUGGCAGUAUUUUGAAAUUCUGCUUUUAAGGCAUUAUUUAAUAUUCAAGCAGUAAAAUUAUUAGUAUCUGCUACAAAAAAAAUCAAUUUGCAGUGAAAAAGCAUAAAAUACUAACCAUUAUUAUAUGCUUCAAAGGUAAAUCUGGAUGCAGUGUAAUUGAUUUUCAUUACUGUGUGUGGUUACUAUGCUGUAUAUGUGUUGUUAUUAGUUUAUGAAAUCCAGAUUUUAGGUCCUUUAAUUCAAGUUUUAGAAACUAACAAAUUGCCAGUCUGCUAAUUAGCACUUAAUGAGCCUGGAAGAACUGCUAAAUUGCAGGAUGGACAAAGUAACUGCCCUUUGUUUUGAUAUUUUAUAGCUGAACUGUAAAGUAUGUAAUUUGGAAUCCAUUACAUGCUAACCACAACCUCAAAAGGAAGAUUAUGGUCUUGCAUUUUCUUAGGAAUUUAUGUAAUUUUGUACAUAAUAAGCAGGCACUGGGCUCAGAUCUCUAAUUGCUUUCGACACCUGGGUGUUUACAGUCAGGCUCUGUUGAGUAUUUUUUCACUAUCUGCUUUUAUGUUACACGUCUUUAAUUUUGAAGCUUGCUGCAAAGAAUCCAAUAUGAGUUCGUAAGUUCUUCAUCCCCACUGGUUGUUCAUGUUACACAAAUACCUGCACGCCAACAUUUUCAGCUGCUGGUGAGUUGAGUGCUGACCUAUCUAUGCACACUCUUCACUGAUCUUUAGCUUAAGCAAUAAAAUUCCCUCUUAAACCUAUUUCAGAAAAUUAUUACCAUUAGUUCAAUUAAAAAACUUUAAAACCUCUAAUGUUUUCCCCUCGGGACGUAAAAAUGUGGAAAAAACCCUGAAUUUUCAGAUAGUUUCCUAAUUUUUUUAUGAGAUCUUUUUUUUUUUGCGUUACUUAUGGUUUUGUCCUUAACGAUGAUGGUUUACACCGAACCCACAUUUUGCAAUUUUGUCAUCACAUGUGUAUCUUUAUGCCCAUUUCAACAAACUACUUUUGCAUGUACCUUUGGAGUUCACUGAAGUGGAUGUGAUUAUUCCUUUGCUGAGUUUGACACAUGCUCAAGUACCUUGCUGAAUGGGGGCCUUAAUGUCUUGCAUUACAUUAGUCUUCCUCUGUCUUAUUCUGUGGUCAUCAUUCAUAUAGAGUAUUAUAUAGAAAUAUAUAUAUAUAUAAAAAUAUAUGAAAUCACUAAUGAAUAGAAUAGUAUAUGUUUCAUAAAGAAAAGUCUUUAUAAUUUUGUUUGUCAUAUAGUAUUUUGGAAUUUGUAUAAUGAGGAUGUUUAGUAGCCAUAACGAUGGCCUUUUUUAACAAAUAGAAUUUGUAUUUUUAUUGUACUUUAAAAGGCUUUACAUAAUAAGCAUCUAUUUAGUGGUCAUUUAUUAUCAAUGGUAACACUAAGAUAAUGUUUGCACAUUUUAAGAAACCUGUUUCGUUACUGAUUUUUAUGAUAGCUGACUGCAAAUGGCAUGGUUAAACCUUACAUACCUGGUCAAUCCAUACAAAAAACUACUUUAAUCAACACAACAGUGCAUUUUUAAUUUUUAUGUGAUCCAAUUGGAAAAUGUAUUUCUAUGUAAUCUCAAAUGUCUGUUUAAUUUUGCCUAAAAUAAAUGUUUUUAAAUAAAUUGCA